AUGGCCGUCCACAGGCCAAAGAACGCCGUCGGACAGAGCGUCUCUAUGACUCUUCAGUCCGGCGAGGUCCUCGCUGAGACAUGGAGCCGCCCCGCUGGCCGCCGCGUCCGCGUCCACCACGGCCCUCGCCGCGUCCACGUCCGCGCCACUCGCCACGGCCACGUCCACGGUAGCCUCCCUCACGCUCGCCACGGCCGCGGUUGCGGCCCUGGACCUGGUGGAAGCCAUCGUUGGGGUCAGCGGCAGGAGCGGGAGCCUACAUGA
Messenger RNA from Colletotrichum spaethianum, 264 nucleotides. RefSeq lists its product as uncharacterized. NCBI's taxonomy places the organism in Eukaryota, Fungi, Ascomycota, Sordariomycetes, Glomerellales, Glomerellaceae. The transcript has a single exon. Bases 1 to 264 code for a protein of 87 amino acids. The record is from RefSeq and is a predicted model, not a curated record.